Molecule: messenger RNA, 406 nt
Organism: Psylliodes chrysocephalus
Lineage: Eukaryota; Metazoa; Arthropoda; Insecta; Coleoptera; Chrysomelidae
Source: the annotation of a GenBank genome assembly
AUUAAAACCAGUGCAGUGAAAGUGACAGCACAUUUGGUUAUUUGGCAAAUUAUGUGAAUAUUUAAUUUUAACAGUAAAAAUAGGUACUUUUUUUAUAAAAAAAUGGCAUUUACACUUUGGAAUUUAUUUGAGGCUAGCUUGUUAUUUUUAAAUGCAGUAUGUAUAUUAAACGAGGAACGGUUUUUAAGCAAAAUUGGUUGGGGUUCAAGAGGAGCCAACGUUCAAGGUUUUGGAGAAAAUCCUUCAACAAAAUCACAGAUUUAUAAUCUUUUUCAUUCCAUUAGGACAGUGGCAAGAAUUCCAUUGAUUUUCCUCAACAUAGUUACAGUAAUAUUCAAGUUAAUUCUCGGAUGACACUAGAUUUUACAUUAAGAUAAAAACUUUUUCAUGUAUUUAUUUUUGUAAU